Molecule: messenger RNA, 914 nt
Organism: Paramisgurnus dabryanus
Lineage: Eukaryota; Metazoa; Chordata; Actinopteri; Cypriniformes; Cobitidae
Gene: rnaseka
Product: ribonuclease, RNase K a
Biological process (GO): nucleic acid metabolic process
Molecular function (GO): RNA endonuclease activity
Source: RefSeq, a predicted model, not a curated record
CGCUUCCUCUAAAGUCAGCUGAUUUAAUCGGGUGACUGUUGACAUCGGUCUUUACGAGACCUGAAAACUCCAAAGAAAGUAACUUUAAAAAUUACAGAUGACGGUCGAAUAAAAUCUAUUUCACUCCAAAUUGUUCUCAGACAUCUCGAGGCAACUGAAACCUGGAAAACGGUAAUUUCAAAAAUGGCUUCGUUGCUUUUUUGCGGUCCUAAACUAGCAGCAUGUGGACUGGUGUUGAGCAUCUGGGGUGUCAUUAUGCUGGCAAUGCUGGGGAUUUUCUUUACCACACAUUCAGCUGUGCUCAUAGAGGAUGUGCCUUUUAACUGGGAAGACGUGAACAACGAGUCAACAACACUGCAGCCCAUUUAUAAAAUGUACAACCAAGUUGGAUACAAUUGCUUCAUUGCAGCAGCGAUCUAUGUGGCUAUAGGAUUACUGUCAUUUUGUCAGGUUCGCCUGAACAAGCGCAAGGAAUAUCUGGUGCAUUAGCACCACCAGCCUGCUUGAAUUGUCUCUUGUUGUGUUUGUAUGCAUUGCUGUGUUAACCUUAAAAUGAAGCAUACAUGGUUGUAGAUAUUUAAAAUAUCAAGCUGUUUGAUAUUUCCUACUGUACCUUUUUUCCUUCAUUGCUCUUUCGAAGCUAUUGACAAAAUAUAACUUGCUUAAGAUUGACCUUUAUGAUUACUUGUGCCUCACUAAUAUGCCCUUUACAGUGCCUUUUGAUCUGUGGACCAGAAAAACAUAAAAUCAAAAUAUUUGUACAGCAUAUGCUGCUUAUUAUUGAUAUUUUGAAUAUAUAAUUUAUAUCUUUACAACUGUCAAAUAUACAUCAAGUUAUUGUUUGUGGAACCAAAUGUUAAAUAAUUGCUCUAGCUCUAUUUUCUCACUAAAUGACUCUGCAUUUAUCUUUCAAA